Seriola dumerili (greater amberjack) is the source of this 2580-nucleotide messenger RNA. RefSeq names its product glucosaminyl (N-acetyl) transferase family member 7 (gene gcnt7). The record is from RefSeq and is a predicted model, not a curated record. The transcript has 5 exons. Gene Ontology annotation, molecular function: acetylglucosaminyltransferase activity. Bases 322 to 1623 code for a protein of 433 amino acids. Gene Ontology annotation, cellular component: membrane. Lineage: Eukaryota; Metazoa; Chordata; Actinopteri; Carangiformes; Carangidae.
CUCAGAGAGUGCAGCUUCCUGGGUCUCUCGCUGCCAAAGACAACAACGAAAAAAAAGUGAUAAGUUUAGCAUAAACAGAUAACAAAAGCUACUCCUGACGCUGUUCCUGUUGUUGCUGAUGAUGUUUCCAAUGGAUAUAACUCUGCCAGACCCUGGAUGGAUUGAAAUAACACAUUUGGAGUAGCUGUUUGAUCAACAAUGAUCAGAACAGGCGCUGAUGUCUAAUGUUUUAUCUCUUCAUCAUAAGUACUACAAAGUGAACUGCCUCAGAGGAGUUUUAUCUGUGGUGGUGCUGAUUGGAUAAGUUGAAGUGGGGCUAUUAUGCACCAACUUGAGGGGACAAAAUGCAGCUUCUUGUUGUGCCUGGGGAUGAGUAUUAUUAUUUGUUCAGUAAUUUACUUGAGGGCUAGGAUAACAACAACAGAGCCAGCAGAGCCCAAGCCCCUAGAGCCUUCAAGUUGCAGACCCUUUUCCACUGAAUGUAAAGGUUUUCUGCCUGGCACUGAUAAAGGAGUAGAAUGGUACCGCCGUGACUGCCAGGUGGACAGCUAUAUUCUCAAUAGUCAUCUUCAGUGUUCCGAUUUGACCCAAAACCUACACUUCAUCACAAGACCUCUGAGCCCCGAGGAGGAAGAAUACCCUUUAGCCUUCAUUGUGACCGUUCACAAAGAGCUGGAGCUUUUUGUGCGAUUGCUGCGGGCCAUUUACAUGCCGCAAAAUGUCUACUGUAUUCAUGUGGAUGCUAAGGCUCCAUGGGAGUACCAGAUGGCCGUACAGAAGCUAGUAAGCUGCUUCCAAAACACCUUCCUCUCCAGCCACAGCGAGACAGUGACCUACGCUGGCUUUUCCCGCCUGAAAGCAGAUUUGAACUGCAUGAAGGAUCUCGCAAAGUCCAAGAUAGGCUGGAGGAAGGUGGUGAAUCUGUGUGGACAGGAUUUCCCUGUCAAGAGCAACCUGGAACUGGUGCAGUACAUGCAGAGCAAAGAGUGGAGGGACAGAAACAUGACGCCUGGGGUCAAGCAGCCGGUGUCCAUGAGGCACAGGACACGGCUCCAGCACAAGGAGAUCAUGGGGUCACGCGUAGCUCUGAAAGGGUUGGGGCUGAAGAAAGGUCCUCCUCCACACAAUCUGCAAGUUUAUUUUGGAACAGCUUACUAUGCUCUCACUAGGGCCUUUGUAGACUUUGUUCUGAAAAGCCCGAUAGCCCACGACCUCUUGGAGUGGUCCAAGGACACAUUCAGUCCAGACGAGCACUACUGGGUGACACUCAACCACGUCAAAGAAGCUCCAGGCAGCCACAUAGAUGGAGGUUGGGCUGGAGACAUUCGGGCAAUCAAGUGGAGGGAUCAAGAAGGAAGGACACACAGUGGCUGCAAAGGGCAUUAUGUACGAGACAUCUGUAUCUAUGGAUUUGAAGACCUGCCUUGGAUCAUUAACAGGAACAGCAUGUUUGCCAAUAAGUUUGAGAGAAACACCUUUCCCGAGGCCCUGGACUGUCUGGAGCAGUGGCACAGAAACAAGGUGCUGAGUCAGGCAACUGUUCCCAUAGACCCAUCAUGGCUGCUAGCUAUACAGAGCAACUCAAGCAGCAGCAGCUACUUUAACAGCAGUGCUGAAGCAUGAAAUCGCUGUUGAUAUCUUUAACAAAAGUCGGGUUACAUGCAGUUCAUACUAUUUGCACUUGUUCAGUGACUCUGAAUGUCAAAGAUGUGAGCAGGAAAAAAACUGAACUGAGAACAAAGGGAUGAUGCACUGUACACUUCCAGUGUCUGUAGCACGACUACUGUUCACAGAUAUAUUUGUCUAUUUAUUUUUUGAUAAUCAUGAGAGUGUAUAAUGCCAGUGUAUUGCCAGAGGAUUAAAAAAAUAUCUUUACAGUAAAGCAAUGCAGUUUAAGCAAAAGUGCAGUGACAACUUUGAGACAACUAGACUACACAUAGUAUUGAAUAAACUACUGAAUAUACAUUUAAUACUGUUUCAUUUGAUUUAAUAUUGAAUAUUGUUUAAUUUAAUAUUGUUGAGUAUGUUGUCCAGUUUGAAACACACUUGUUAAUAAAAUUAUUGUCAGUUCAUCUUUUUUUAAUGAAGGAGUUGCAGGUGUAAACAACUAAACAAAUAAAGACCUCUCUUCCCUCUUUAAAAGACAGCUGAUGUUUCAUUGUAAUUUUCACUUCAUCAUCUACAACUUAUGUCAGAGUGACUGUGGACAUUAGAUCCCCAAAUAAACUGUGAUUUGAUUUUCAUUAAGUGAGAUACUUUCCCUUCAACAGACAUAUCAACAGUGACAGGAAAUAAUCAGCAGUAUUUUUCUUCAAAAGUAAGACUUAAACUGUCAGAAACUCUAUCUUUGCAUCUGAUACCAUGCCACACUGGUAGUGUGUUAUCUACAGUGAUAUGUGCUUAUUUGCAAAGCAAAGCAUUAGCACUAAGAACUCUAUGUGUGAAUCAAACCAUCAUAGCCACUGCCAAACACUAACAGUAAUGGGGAGCAGAUGCAUGGAAGAAUAGAUUAAAAAUCUAUCAGGAAAAUGUAAAAAGAUUCAUAGUUGGCAACCUACUAAUCCAUCAACUGUUGCAAAC